CAACACAUAGUUCUGCUGUCGUGAAGUUCGUAACAUGUGAUGUUUCGUGAAAAGUGUUAAUUUUUUUAAGAAAAACCUUUUUUAAAUAUCCGUGGUGCAUCUUAAAAGUGUUAUAACGAUACAUUUGUGAUUUGUGUGUAGUGUUUGUUGUGCUAAAGGUGUUAGAAUAUCCCAACAAAAAUUACAUGGAUAAAGCCGUCACCUGAGGUUGUAAAGACAUGGAGUCGCACAUUCUUAAUACUUAUACGUAUCGGGAGGCUCCAUUUCGUCCCAUUGGGCACAAAGUCAUGCGUAUGAAGAUUGACUCCCUGUCGUCAGAAAGCAGCAGUGGAAACCAAAAUAGCCCAGAAUACUCCACUCAAAUCAGUGUGCCACAACUGAGGCAUUCUGUGGACAGCAAUGGUGACGAAAAUGAAACUAAUAUAAGUAACACAAGUCAAAAUAGUAGUAGUAGCUCAGACGAUGAAAGUUCCGAGCCGGAAGAAAGUAUAGAAAACGCAGAGGAUGUAGAGGAAAUUGCUGUGCAAGAGAAUGAACAUGAAGCGGUUGAGGAACAGGACAUUAGUUUAGAUUAUGAAGAAGUCCUCGAAGUAGAGGACGAAGAAACAGGCACACAAAUAGAAAUAUCGAAGUCUUUACCGACUGCAUUGGAAGUUGGGAAUUGUCUGAUAGAAGAUGACGAUUAUACAGUUUACACAGUGAUUACAGUUAAUCCAAACUGUGAGUUGAUGUGCGAGGAGGAUGACGAGGAGGAAGGUAUAGAGACAGAAGUAGAAACUGCUAAUGGUACUGAUAUCAGAGCUAUUGAAUAUCCAGAAAGGGAAUCAGGUGAAGUAAUUUCAAAUGUCAAUAUUUCUAUAGGAAAAAAUCAACACAUACUGGAAGACGUUCCUGAAGUUAGUGACGACGAUGAUGAGUAUUUUAACGGGGGUAUAUCGCUUCCAGUUGCGAACUUUAACGAUUUCCUCCCUAAAUUGCCUGAUGAAGAAAUUAUUAAAGAACAUAGUAACGACCUUUAUAUACCGGUUACUCAAGAAAAUAGUAAACAAAUCGAAGAUUCAAGUAACACCGUGGUACCCGAUCCGGAUCAACAAAUUGCGGAUCAAAUUGUAUCCAAUAAAAACACAAAUUUAUCUAAUGAAGAAUUAGAAGCCUUGCCAAAAAUCGAAGACAUAAAAAGAUAUCUAUUGGAAGAUAUGCCAUUUUCAAAAUUACGGCACGUACAAAAGUCAUGUUCGGUGCCGCAAUCACCUAUACCGCAUAUAUGUAUGGAUAUCGAAGAAGUCAAAACCAGUAUGACCUUUGAAGAUUUGAACCUUGAUUUAUCUGACCUAGGCUUAGACAAUGAUAAAGACAAAUUAGAUAAUAGUGUUAAAAUGUAUCACACUUUAACGGAGGAAGAUGUGAAUAGCUUUCUUAUUACUGAUAAGAAGGAUGUGCAAGAAGAGGACAAUUUCCGUAUCGAAGAUAUGGAUCUUGAGCGCCCUCUCGAAGCUACCAUAUCCGUUUCUUCGCCUGUCUCUACGUUGAAUAGGUCAUCGACACCAAUUCAAACAGUCCUAGACUUUUGUAUAGAAAAGGCUACAAAUAGGAAGGAAUUACCGACAGAUUCAAAAGGCGAAUUAGAAGAUUUUGUUGAUGUAGAAUCGUGUAACGAUUCAGUUAUGCCAGUGCUUGAAGCCAAUAAUUUGAAUUCUUUGUUAGAACAGUUUGAAGCGUCUGAAGACAUCAAUACAAAGAAGGAUAAAUCAGAAGUUGUGGCUGUAGCGUCCAAACCUAGUUCAAAUAAAACUGGUUUGUCCAACGGCACGCGACUUCAAGACGCUGGAAUGCAAUUAAAUAAGAAUAAAAUGCGGCAAAUACUGAUGCCGCCUACACCACUUAAUGUGUCCAGCAGGCGGUCACCGAGCCCCGUGCACUCGGAUCAUGACUACUGCUCGCCGAAAAAGCGAAGUAGCCAGCCUAAACUGAAGGGAGGACAAAGUUUACUCAAACCCGAUGUAGUUACGAAUAACAGAUUACUUAAUUCUAGGCAUAGGUCGUGUAAAAGUAAGAAAAUAGUGUAUCAUGUGAGUAGUGACGAAGAAGAUAGUAGUGUUAAAGACAAAAAAAAAUUGAAAGAUGAAAUGGAUUCUAAAAAAAAGAACAAUACUAAACCAACCGUACAGUCGAACUGUCGUAGAAAACUGUCCCCACCCCUAAGUGCACCAGAUAGUUGUAAAGAUAUUAAAAAAUCUGUGAUGAACAAAGAUGCUUCUGAAGCUGAUAGUGAUAUUAGUCAAAAUUCUAAUGGUAGGAUUAAAUUACUAAUUAAAAACCAAUCUAAAGUUAUACUUAACUGUGAUCACGUAGACUCUCAGAAAGAUGUAGAAAAGUGUAAAAAUAGUGAUAGUGAAAAAACGAUAAAUUUAGAUAAAACCGAAAAACAUUCAAAAAAAUUAGAUAGGCAUAAAGUAAAAUCUUUGGAUAAUAUAGAGACUGCUAAUAUAAAGGAACCCCGUCCCAAACAGGACAACUUUUAUACCGCCUUGUUUAGUAAUAAGCAAGACGUCCAAAUUCCCAAAGAGAUAAAACUCAAGCCGGAGAAGAAGCCAGUUGAUGAAGAACUAAACAAGUGUAUGUUGGUAGCUGCCAUAAAGAAACAGGUUGAACAACCUCAAAAAAAGAAAAAACUGAAUUUGCAAGAAUAUAAGUUGAGGAAAGGAGCCAGUUCGAACAACAGCUCGGCGACAGUAAGUCCCGAAGCAAUAUUCCCCGAUAUGCCCAGUCCUGGCCAGGAUAAAAUACCAAAAUGUCCUGUCAUAAAGCCAACUAAUGGCUGUUCAAAUAAUAUUCCUAAGCCCAACGAACCAGAAUGGUUCGAUCCUAUCAAGGAGGCUUCACGGAAAAUAUUGUUAAAUACUAACAAAAAGAAAGCGGAGGCGCUCCGAAAAAGGGAUGAAAUAAUAGUUAUGAGCAAAAUACCCAAAGUUGAGAAUCUUCAGCUCCAGCCUCUCAUAAGCGAGGCUGAAAUGCUGAAAAUAGUAGGGAAAGCUCAACCAGAAAUAUUGCCGAUGCCACCGCAAUCUGAUAAACCACAACAAUCUGGGCUAUAUCAAGAAAUCGUUUUAGUUAGCGUGGGAAUUAAUACAGAUGAUAAAAUUUGUCAACAAGAAGAGCCUGAAGUAAAAGCUAUAUCACCUACAGACUCAAAAUCGCUGAUUAAUUUUAAAAUUAAAAAAAGCGAUCACGUACUAAAACAGAAUGUGUUUGAUAAUGUGAAGAGGGGUAAGAGCAGUACCGUUGAAGAUAACACUGACAAAAAGAUCGAUAAAAAACGUUAUAAAGAUAUUACGGCGACGUUGAAGAGUGUCGAGAAACAGGUCGAAACGAGAAAUUUGUCCAAUUCGUUAUUCUCGAGUAUCCAAGACGUCGUCAUGAAGAAAGCUCCCGAAAAGAUUGAAUCGGUUGAGUCGACGAAUACAAAGUCUCAAAAUGAGAAACGCUUUGUUAAGACUACAAUAGUGAGGGAGUAUGAUCCUAAAGCUGAACACGGUGAAGACAAGGUCAUAUUACAUUUAGGCAAGAAUAGAAGUAAACCAUCGACUUGUACUAUAAGUAUACAAACUGAUACACAACCAGAAUUCACUGAGCUGCCAGCUGUGAGCACGCUCAAAAAGAAAGCGAGCCCACCUCCAGCGCGACAAAGGAACGACAGUGAUAUGUCUGUAUCAAGUGAAAGUAGUAUACCAAGGAAGACCAGUGAGCCACAGGUAGAAAGUAGAAAAACAAAGGAAAUAGUGUCUAAACAUAAAGAUUCAAGAGUCUAUAAAAAUGACCGGUCUCGAUCUAAAGAUCGUUAUGACUCCAAAUACAGUAGGCGACGAUCGAGGUCUACAUCGCGAGGGCGUAGAAGAAGAUCGCACAGUCGUAGUCGCAGUCGAUCCAGAUCCCGUGGCUACAGGAGAUACAAGAGAUCAGAUUCUCCUUACAAGAGGAAGCACAGAUCGAGGUCGCCAUACAAGAACAGAUCGCAAAGAUCUCGCUCCAGGCAAACGGACACUCGAUCAAAGAGUCCUGCAGCCAAAAAAAUAAAAUUGACACCUCCUGUCAACGGUAACGAGAGAAAGAGCAUCAAGUCGCUGACCCCUCCCUUACGGAAACCAACCAUUUCCGAAUGCUCAGACUCGUCCACCUCAAGUUCAUCCUCUUCAUCGAGUUCUUCAUCAUCGUCGUCGUCAUCAUCGACCUCGUCUUCAAGUUCAUCAGCAAGUUCGACCAAGUCGAGGGGAUCUGGCAGCUCAUACAAGCGAGAUGAACCAUACAAAUCUAAGGGCUACAGGAGUUACAGUUCUGAGGAUAGGGAGAGUAAUACCCUUGUCGAAGAACGUCGGAUAGUAUUCGUCGGUCGGUUAGAGAAAGAUAUAACGAAAAUGACUUUGAAAAACCAGUUUUCCAAGUUUGGCCAUGUUGUGGAAGUUCGGCUACAUAGCAAGGAGGAUGGGUCGAGAUACGGUUUUGUGACGUACCAGCGGGCACGUGACGCCUGGGCGGCAGUCGAGGCUUCCAGUUCCUUCCCACAAUACGACGUCGGGUUCGGAGGGAGAAGGGCCUUCUGUAGACAAAGCUAUGCUGAUCUUGAUGGUCUUGAAGCCAAGUACACCGAGAGCGCGUUCCACGGGCAAGUAGCGUUGCCCCCGAUGCGGAACGACGACGACAUGACCUUUGAUAAGAUGCUAUUAGAAAUGAAGAAAAAACUCAGCCAAAGAAAGAGCGAGCAUAAACGCUCAGACGAUUCCAAGCCUUGACAGUUACCAGUAUUUGGCUGGCCAAUCAGCAUGGUGCUCUCUCUAAGAAUUAAAGUGACGAUUCAUAGUGAAAAUGGCGGAUCUUAUCCAGCCCCAGUGAGCCAAGUGACAGUGAUUUAGGUUAAAAAGUGAACAGUGGAACUGCGUUUUUACUAGACCGCUGGCUUCUCAUAAAAAACGGUUUUUCGGUAAGCAAUUACUUUUAGUAUUCUAACACUUGCCUCGGUAGAACUUUCAGUCAUAGUAGAUAAGCAACAUAUAAUGACUAAAUUUAUUAUUUAAAACUUGUACUUGUAUAUCAAUGUACUGAUUGACAUUCAAAUUAUCUCGGCUAUGUGUACCUUGUCAAUUUAUUUAUAAUGUGUCAGGUCAUGAGAAAAGGAGUGAGAUUAAAUGAUUUAGGAUAUAAAACCGAAUUAAUAAUGAAAUUUUUGUCACAUUUUUGAUGGAAUCAUGGUUAGGUUAUGCUGUGGGUGUGCGUGCAAUGACAGCUGUCACGUAUGACAGCUGUCAAAGUGACAGUUACCUAGUGACGUGCAAUCAAAAGACAGUGUUCAGCGUUUAGUUGCGAACAAAAUUUGCUCAUUGAUUGUGACAUUUUAGCGGUUAUAAUCGUUGACUUAUUUAAUUGUAUAAAAACUUGUUGAGUAACGCUAAAUGUCACAAUCGCUUUGGUUAUCGUUUCGUUUUUAGCUUAUUAGUUCUUAGUCAAAUUACCUCAAGGAUAUAAAUAGUCGUUCGCUUUUUCAUUUGUAAAUCUAUUAAUGUCAUCGUUUUUCAUUUGUUUUGAACUGAUUGACUGUCAACAGUUUUUGGAACCUUAGAAUAAAACCGUUCGAAGUCACAUCAUCUAUUCUAGUUUCUUAUUCUUACUAGUCGUGCUGUAUGCAAAAAAAACAACACUUUCAUGCUAAGACAUAAGUUUCAUUUUGGCUUGUACAUAAUUAUAAAAUAUAGGGUACCCACAGGAAUUAUAAUGCUGGGACCAUUAGGAGAAAUAAUCUCUUGCCUGUAAAUAACUAUAGUGAAUUCCUUUCAAAACUUGACAUAUUUUUUGUAUAAAAAUUGACUUUUAUGUUUGCGCAGCUAUUUUUCACUGUAACACACUUCUAAAGGGUUA
Spodoptera exigua (beet armyworm) is the source of this 5907-nucleotide messenger RNA. The record is from the annotation of a GenBank genome assembly. Lineage: Eukaryota; Metazoa; Arthropoda; Insecta; Lepidoptera; Noctuidae.